Messenger RNA from Oryzias latipes (Japanese medaka), 1760 nucleotides. RefSeq names its product BRISC and BRCA1 A complex member 1 (gene babam1). Gene Ontology annotation, cellular component: BRCA1-A complex; BRISC complex; nuclear body. NCBI's taxonomy places the organism in Eukaryota, Metazoa, Chordata, Actinopteri, Beloniformes, Adrianichthyidae. Gene Ontology annotation, biological process: double-strand break repair; positive regulation of DNA repair; mitotic G2 DNA damage checkpoint signaling. The record is from RefSeq and is a predicted model, not a curated record.
UGAGGAGCCAGUUUAGCUCGUGCUGGUUUGCGGCGCCUUCCAUCCGUGAAACCUGGGUUCGACUCCGGGCUGCUCCCUGUUCCCUUCUCUACCUCUGCCGGUUCCAAGCCCGGUUUGAGAAGGUUGCGUCAGGAAGGGCAUCCGGCGUAAAACAUUGCCAAAUUUACCAUGCGACUUGUUCGCUGUGGCGACCCCUGAUGGGAGAAGCCGAAAGUGGAAGAUUAUUUCUACAACAUGCAACGAGUCUAUGCAUUCCCGUGUAUCCAUGGAGACACCAGAGCCAGGCCCAGCAGAUGGAGAAGAGCGCCCAGUUGAGCUUCGACCCCGGACACGCUCCAACCCCGAGGGUGCUGAGGACCGCCGCAGCAGCACGGGCAGCCUUGGGGGCAACGGCAACCAAAGCAUGUCCCAGUCUGCCGUGGGUAGCCGUGUAGAGGGGGAGGGAGAGGCUUCCACCAGCGACAGUCCUCCCAGCUCGGUCACCACCACAGUUUCAGUGGCUGCAGCUCAGAGUGGAGCUCCUGCUGCUUCAGGUGUGGCAGCAGCGGCCAGCACUGCAGCACAACUGUCAACGUCAGUUGUUUCAGCUAAAGACAGGCCAAAGCCCCCACCACAACAGCCAGCACUAACAAUGUCCAGCCCUCCACCUGCCGAGUACCAACUCAGACUUCCUCGUGCAAACUGCCCAGAGAAAGUGAUUAUCUGUUUAGAUCUCUCUGAAGAGAUGUCCCUACCAAAGCUGGAGUCUUUUAAUGGAUCUAAAACAAACGCUUUGAACAUAUCACAGAAGAUGAUCGAGAUGUUUGUGAGAACAAAACAUAAGAUUGACAAACGACAUGAAUUUGCACUUGUCGUCAUCAAUGAUGAUGCCCUCUGGCUGUCAGGCUUCACCUCUGAUCCCAGAGAGCUUUGCAGUUGUCUGUACGACCUGGAGACCAAUGUGUGCGAGUCCUUCAACCUAGAAGAUCUCCUCAAUGUCAUUCGUCAGAAGAUCGAGUUGCCGUUGGUGGAAAAUGUUCAGACCAUUCCACCGCCGUAUGUUGUGCGGACUCUGCUCAUCUACAGUCGACAUGCGGGGCCACUACAGCUCAACCUCCCCGAAGCCGUCAGUAAAAUGCUGCAGUCUCCUUAUUUUUUCUUCGACGUGGUCUAUUUACACAACGGGGUGGAUGAACAAAGCGAGGAGACCAGCUGGAGGGACAACUACUCCUCCUUCUGUAACCUGGACUCAAAGGGCACGUGUUAUCGCUAUGAGGUUUCACUCAGCGGACCUGCCAUAGAGCUGCACAAUUGCAUGGCCAAACUGCUGGCUCACCCUUUACAGAGACCUUUCCAGAGUCAUGCGUCCUACAGCCUGUUGGAGGACGAUGACCCCGAGGAUACUGAAGCCACGGUCUAAAAAGGGACAAGUGCAAAAACAUACACACACUUUUUAGUUUUCUUUUUUUUUUUUAUUAAAGGCCUUUUUUCAUCAAAUGAAUCACUUCUAAUACUUGUAUAGAUACGAUCCUGAUUACAUUCUUUUAUUUUUAACUUUCCCCUUGGUUACCUUUUCACAUUUCCUUCCUGCCUGUUUGUUUUAUGAGGGUUUGUUUCAUUUUUGGACAUUGAGUCACAGACAGUGAAAGAAUGUACCUGUUGAAGCUUCUCCUCGAUGGUGACCUGUGGGUGGUUCCCCAGCAGUCUAGCUGCACUAAACCCAAUGUACAGACACUUUUUUUUAUGUUUCUGAGUAUUAAAACAAGCAAUGGAAAAUGUGA